Molecule: messenger RNA, 3244 nt
Organism: Centropristis striata (black sea bass)
Lineage: Eukaryota; Metazoa; Chordata; Actinopteri; Perciformes; Serranidae
Product: ras-related protein Rab-37-like
Exons: 9
Coding region: 425-1114 (229 amino acids)
Cellular component (GO): Golgi apparatus; endosome
Molecular function (GO): GTPase activity; GTP binding
Source: RefSeq, a predicted model, not a curated record
GAAACCACAGUGUUGUUUACCGGUGACGUCCUCACAUGCUCAGUUAACCAUCUGCCCACGCCAGGAGGAUGCAGAGAAAUGUUUCCGCCUGUUUGUCAUCAUCGCUUUCUUUCUUUCUUGACUGGUGGAUGUAGACGAAGAAGAAGAAGAAGCGUCGUGUUGUUCUUCAAGUUUUGACCCGUCGCUUCCGUCUUUUGACACAUUCAAGGUGUGAUCUUUUUGUCUCUCUCAUCGAGAAGCGCCUGGUGAUCAUUCUGUGGCCACACGCAGUAAUGCGAGCAGAGGGGCUGCUGGAGGCUGGCGGAGACCGGGACUGAGCUGGCUGGAGAUCUCGCAAGACAACCGUGCGCGUCUUUCUUGGACACAUCUCGGGAGAUAACUGUGCUUUGGCUUUCUCCGCCUGCGCUCUUUUCUUGACAUUGCGAUGUCCACAAGAAAGACAUCGUUGACGGACAAGCAGGCUAAAAACGGAACGUCAAAAUAUGUGUUGGAGAGAUGCGCUUCUAUUAACGAGUAUUAUGAUAUUGCCUUCAAGGUGAUGCUGCUGGGAGACUCGUCCGUGGGGAAGACGUGCGCCUUGGUGCGCUUUAAAGACGGGGCAUUUCUGGGAGGCAACUUUAUAGCCACCGUCGGAAUAGACUUUAGGAAUAAAGUGGUGGAUGUCGACAACUUCAAAGUCAAACUGCAGAUCUGGGAUACAGCUGGCCAAGAGAGAUUCCGAAGCGUAACGCACGCCUACUACAGAGAUGCCCAGGCGUUACUUCUGCUUUACGAUAUCACCAGCAAGCUGUCGUUUGACAAUAUCAGGGCUUGGCUGACUGAAAUACAUGAGUAUGCCCAGAAGGACGUGGUCAUCAUGUUGCUCGGCAACAAGUCAGACAUGGCUGCAGAGAGGGUGGUGAAGACAGAGGAAGGAGAGAAGCUGGCAAAGGAAUAUGGCGUACCUUUUAUGGAGACCAGUGCAAAGACAGGAGUCAACGUGGAGCUCGCCUUUCUUGCUAUUGCAAAGGAGCUGAAGCACAGAGCGACACAGCAGCAGAAUGAGCCCAAGUUCCAGAUACACGACUACAUCGAGUCUCAGAAGCACAAGUCUGGCUGCUGCGGUCUCAUGUAGCUGACGCUGAUUACCAGACAGAGAGAGACACACACACAGAGAAAGAGAGGGAGGGAGAGAGGGAGGGAGGGAGUGGGAAGGAGGUAAAGGAAAAAGUCUGCUCUCUUAUAAAAAAGCCAAUCCAAGCACCAAACACGAGAAGCGGACGACUGCUACUGUCUUCUCCACUGAGCUUUUAGCUUGAAUGGAAAGUGAAUCUGGAUUGGCUGCCAUCCCUUAUCUGAAAUGUGAAUUUAAAUCUCUUUUAUGUCAGAAAUGUUUGAAAUGUAGAAAUGUUUGUGGUCUUUGUGGUGACAGUUGUAUCAAACUACAAGUCAGGAGUUACAAUCUGAAAUGCUAUAUCCAUCUGCAGGGACAAACAGCAAGCUGCAGAGCUGCAAACUCAAAAAUUGAUAAUUUUGGAUUAAAAAAUAUGUAUAUAUGGAACCUUUCUGAUUCAUGUAGUUCUGAGGAGUGUUUUGUUAUUUGGGUGGAGGGGUGUCUGCAGACACAUUGCACUUAAAGGAGAACUUCAACCUCAAAUUUUUGCUUGAACCCCCUUCAAUGGCUAUAGGAAGUGUGGAGCAACAAAUGUAAUAGACCUUGGAUUCUUGCCUAUUUCUUGUUAGGUUAGGGGAGGCUGGGACAAUUCACCUGAACCAAACUUUCAAAUCCAAUUGCCUGUAUUAACAACAUAUGCCCCCAAAAUAUAUGUGAUUUGAAAAAUGAUUAAUUAAAUUGAGUCAGAAGUGACCAUAUUUGACAUAGAGCUAACGCUAACUAAUGCAGAAACAUGUUUUUCUAGUAUGGUGAAGGCAUGACCCAUCCUGCUAUGUCUCUGAUUGGCUAGUACUUGUUGCAUUUGUUGGUUUGGUUGGUUAGGUUUAGGCACGAGGAGUGAGACAGGUUCAGAUUCGAGUAAGAAUAUCAGGGCAAGCCAAUCAGAAGGAGAGUGGGACGGGUCAUGCCUUCGACAUCCUAGUAAAAAAAAAGCCAUCUGUAUUUCACCUUAGCUAUGCUAUUUAUUAAGAUGCUAAUUUUGCCAAGCCUUCACAUAACAUGAUCUCACAGAAAUCCGUGAAAUAGCCACGGAUUUCGCUUAACUCAAAAUCCGUGGAAUAGCCACGGAAUCGCUCAAAUUUCCGUGAAACUGACACGGAUUUCGCUACAAUGCAAGUUAAUGACAGUCAAAUUUUUCUGGCGAGAUCUUCACCACAAAGUGAUUAUGUACAUUCACUGAGUGAAGAUUUAGAAAAUAAAACAUAUAUUUCUCGCUAGAAAUGUGAUCAAAAUCCAUUUUUAUGCAGAAAUGAAGUCAAAAUAUUGAUUUUUCACUAAAAAUGAGAGAACUGUCCGCCAUGUUUUUUGUUCUGACUGCUGGGACCUUGAAAGUCACGUGACUUGGAACAAACCAAUAGCCACGGGAUAUGACUGUCAUUAACUUGCAUUGUAGCGAAAUCCGUGUCAGUUUCACGGAAAUUUGAGUGAUUCCGUGGCUAUUCCACGGAUUUUGAGUUAAGCGAAAUCCGUGGCUAUUUCACGGAUUCCUGUGAGACCAUGUUGCCUUCACAAGGUAGCAAAACCCUCAAACACAUCUUGUGACUUACAAAGGAAACACCAUGCUGCACUCAAGAAGCCUUGAAACUAGCAAUAGAGACCAUCAACUCAAUAGGAAAAUGUUUAUUAAGGUAAAAAAAAAAAAGCCAGUCUUUUUGCAGCCAGUGUAGUCGCCCCCUGCUGGUCAUUAGAAAGAAUACAGGCUUAAAACACUUAAUUUUCAGAUUCCUUGGUACGGCAGCAGCAGCAACACAGAAAGCAAAUGUUGGCCAUAUUUUCAGAACUGUCGCCUUUUUCAUCCUGCAGUUUACAGGCUCGACCAACUUGAUAAAUGGCAGUUUUUAUACAAACCAUCAAUACGGCUGUUGGUGUGGAUAUAGCAUUUUUCCCUGCAGCUCUGAGUUUGUUUCCAUCCCUGUUUUACCAGGCUGUGAACUGAACCCCUUUUGGCCUUACAGUCUUCAUCAUUAUUCUUUGAUAAAUCAGUGUGUUUGAGAAGUGGACUUCAGUCUCACAGUCAGAUUGUAGCUAAAAUGAUCCCGUCUGUUCACAUCUGUACUGCUGUUAGAUAGAAUAAAGCCAACUUUUUGAGGG